UAAUAAAAUCUUAUAAGUGACAUGGUGUCAUUUAAAUUUAAAUUGCACGUGAUUUCAUUGCAAGUACUGAAGAUGGCUACACUAUCGUCGUUCUGUACAAAGUGCAUAACCUAAUAUUUGUGAUUUGUCAAAUAAUGUAAUGAAGCAUAUAUGUGUUUUAAUCGUAAAUAAAUUUAUGUACGAAAUCGUGAUUUUUUUUGUAAUAAUAUAAAUUAAUAGAGGAAAUAAAUCUUAACGAAAAAUGCCGCAAAAACUUUCAAUGAAUCACAAACGCAGCAGCAACAGUAAAAAGAGUGUGCCGCAAACUUCUGUUCCUCCUAAAGCAGUAGAUGUGAACAGCGCAAGUGGUUUAACCCCAGAAGUGGAGGAUAAAUUUGAAUUGGAAUUAUGUUGGUGUAUACAGCAGUUAGAAACAUGUUUAACUAGCGGCAAAUUGCAUGGGAAGCAGGAGCAGGAUUUCAAGAAACAUUUACAUUUAUUAAAGAGCAACACUGUGCCAUUGAUAAAAAAAAGACAAGCAAUGAGAAAUACAUUGGGAGAUUAUAGAGAGAAGAUGGCAGAAGAUGAACGGAAGCUUAUUAGAACUGUGUCAACUGUCAAGUUUACAAGUCCUGCUUCAAUAAAUAAAAAAUCAAUGUUUAUCAGGAAAGCCAUUCAACACGAUGCACAGGAAUUCAGAGAACAGUUAAACGAUCAUGGAACACAAGAUGGAUUAGUUAAUACAAGGCAGGCUAUUAUGGACAGUAAUAAGAUGCAAACUUCAUUUCAAUUUAAUUUUUAGACACAUCAAUAAAAAAUGCAAUUUUUUACAUAUUAAUAUAAUGUAUUAUACUACUUGUACAAUGCUAUCCUAAUCCAUAUUUUGUUUAAACACUA
Messenger RNA from Nylanderia fulva, 876 nucleotides. RefSeq names its product UPF0488 protein CG14286. NCBI's taxonomy places the organism in Eukaryota, Metazoa, Arthropoda, Insecta, Hymenoptera, Formicidae. The record is from RefSeq and is a predicted model, not a curated record.